Molecule: messenger RNA, 1308 nt
Organism: Trypanosoma theileri
Lineage: Eukaryota; Euglenozoa; Kinetoplastea; Trypanosomatida; Trypanosomatidae
Exons: 1
Coding region: 1-1308 (435 amino acids)
Source: RefSeq, a predicted model, not a curated record
AUGCUUCGGACAGUUAUUCUUUUUAAGAGAGUUGUCGCUGUGAAGAAGCGUGCACCGGUAGUGAAAUCAAAAGGUGCAUACACGACGCAAGAAAUCACUAAACUGCAGAGAAAGCGAGAAAAUGAGGCAGAACGAAUCUUCCUGGCGAAGAUAGCGGAGGGCCGGAUGCGGCGAAAAAAGAUUAUUACAGAGGCAUUAAACCGGGCCCUGCGCAAAGAGAAAAAGAAGGAAACAAGUUUACUGCUUCAAUACGAGGCUAACAAAGCGAAAGCCAGCGAAGAGUUAAAGAUAAUGAAAGAAAAGACCCAAGAAUCCCUAUCAGCAGAGACGGGCCCGGUAGUGGUCCCCCACACCGUACCCAAGAAAUCUUCAUCCCCGAAACCACGAAUCACCUUACGAAAGGACAACGCACUACAAAGGGAAGGGGAACUUGAAGCUGAGAGAAACUUCUUUCAAAUGAUUGAAGAUUUGAAGAGAAAACGUGACGAUGAAUUGAAAUUACUGGCAGAAAAAAAGACACAGGAACUUAAUGAGUCAAAAGUGACCAUCCCUGACAGUAGAGAGGAUCAUGAUGCAACAGGUGAUAGUCCUGAUCUAGCCACGACCAUCAAAAAUGAAGUUACCAUGGAAUCUCAAGCUGUAAAGCACGAACCUAAACGUGCAAAACAACGGGUGAGAGAGUUAAAGGAGGCAAAAGAAACUCUUCUCGUGACAACAACAGAGGAUACCAUUGUCAAUGACGUGAUGACAAAUAGAACUGAGGAAGCUUUCGCAAUAGUUAAUGAAAUAACACAGGAACCACAUCCGUCGAAAAAGGAAAUAACAAAAACAGUUAAAGAAAAGAAAGCGAAAUCUGAAACACCUCGUGAAAAGUCGCUAAGGAAAAAGCAGGUGAAUGUUCAAGUGCCUGAUGUGCAGAAAGAGGUUAUCCCAAUUGCUGCACCUACACCUAAACCUAAACCGAUGCCUAUACCAGUACCAGAGGCUACACCCACACAUACAACAGUUGUCACUCCACCUCAACCAACUGUGGCCCAGCAUCCCGUUCAUGCUUUUUCGUUGACUGGCUUCAACGAACCUCCAUUAUUCUUCCCACCAGGGAGUGCAAUGGAUGCUGGGAGGAGACGUUUAUCUGCGCUACCUUCCCUUGAUUCUCCAAUGAUUCCACUUCGUUCGAGACCUUUAGAUGCUUUUCUCCCCGUUGCAAGGGUGGUUCCAAACUCACCAUUGAGUUUUCCUCCUAAUGUGCAGCCAAUACUGCCAACUAGACAACGACAAGUUACAAAUACAGGGUUACAUCGACUUUAG